Messenger RNA from Ilex paraguariensis (yerba mate), 683 nucleotides. NCBI's taxonomy places the organism in Eukaryota, Viridiplantae, Streptophyta, Magnoliopsida, Aquifoliales, Aquifoliaceae. The record is from the annotation of a GenBank genome assembly.
AUGGCAAACAAUUCUUCCAAUGGAGAUUACCAAACCACAACUAAGCCACCUCCGACCCCAUCUCCAUUGCGUUUCUCAAAAUUCUUUCAGCCCAAUUUGAGAAUUUUGGUUACCGGAGGAGCUGGAUUUAUUGGUUCUCACCUAGUGGACAAACUGAUGGAAAAUGAAAAGAAUGAGGUAAUUGUUGCGGAUAAUUACUUCACUGGCUCAAAGGAUAAUCUUAGGAAAUGGAUUGGUCAUCCAAGAUUUGAGCUCAUUCGUCAUGAUGUCACGGAGACAUUGCUGGUUGAGGUUGAUCAGAUUUACCAUCUUGCAUGCCCCGCUUCUCCAAUUUUCUAUAAAUACAAUCCCGUGAAGACAAUAAAGACAAAUGUUAUCGGUACACUAAACAUGCUGGGACUUGCCAAGCGAGUUGGAGCAAGGAUUUUGCUUACAUCAACAUCAGAGGUAUACGGUGAUCCUCUUGUGCAUCCCCAACCUGAGAGCUAUUGGGGUAAUGUUAACCCAAUUGGGGUUCGCAGCUGCUAUGAUGAGGGGAAGCGUGUGGCUGAGACUUUGAUGUUUGACUAUCAUAGGCAGCAUGGGAUAGAAAUACGCAUUGCCAGAAUCUUCAACACUUAUGGGCCUCGCAUGAAUAUUGAUGAUGGGCGUGUCGUCAGCAAUUUCAUAGCUCAAGCAAUUAG